CCCAAAGGUGGAACCAAAGUUACCAGCAGUUGUACCACACGGAGGUAUUUCAGCAGGAGCCGGAAGUGAGUUAAAGUUGUGGCAACGCGCGGAAUAGCUGAAGUUCUGAGUUAAUUUAGUAUUUGUGGAAGAUUUGUGAGUUUAUUCAGGUAAACAUGGCGUCUAAACGUAAAUGUGACGCCACGGUUCCUGCGGAGGAAAGUGACCAACUGCUCAUCCGCCCGCUAGGAGCAGGACAGGAGGUGGGACGGUCCUGCAUCAUCCUGGAGUUCAAGGGACCAAAGAUUCUGCUGGACUGCGGGAUCCAUCCUGGUCUGGACGGGAUGGACGCUCUGCCGUACAUCGACCUGAUCGACCCGGCUGAAAUUGACCUGCUGCUCAUCAGCCA
Molecule: messenger RNA, 388 nt
Organism: Micropterus dolomieu (smallmouth bass)
Lineage: Eukaryota; Metazoa; Chordata; Actinopteri; Centrarchiformes; Centrarchidae
Product: cleavage and polyadenylation specificity factor subunit 3-like
Biological process (GO): mRNA 3'-end processing by stem-loop binding and cleavage
Cellular component (GO): mRNA cleavage and polyadenylation specificity factor complex
Molecular function (GO): RNA binding; RNA endonuclease activity; 5'-3' exonuclease activity
Source: RefSeq, a predicted model, not a curated record